GGGAGGCGGCAGAAGAGUAGACAGACGGACAUCGCGAGUGCAUGAUUGAGCUUAUUGUCGAUGAAAUUGCCAUUUUAGGGUUGGGUGCAACGAGGAUCAGAACAUCAACAUUCGAUCGAUCGACGCGAGGUUGGCGUUGUGCGCAUCGUGAUCGAUUGUAGCAGGGUCGCGGAGCGGGGAGCGGUCUGAGCAUCAAGAUUCUGUCAGCGGGAGCUUAGCAGCGAUGGCGUUGGAAUGGCUGGCACUCGCUCUCGUGGCUGGAGCCGAGGCGAUCCUUUUGACUCUGCUGACGCUUCCAGGAUUAGAGGGCUUGAGGAAGGGUUUGAUCCAGGUCGCGCAGGGUUUGCUGCAGCCGAUGUUAGCAGCGGUUCCUUUAGCUCUGUUUCUUGGAGUGGACAUUUUCUGGAAAAUACAGAACAUGCCCGAGGUACACGGGCACCCCGGCGAGAUGGAGAAGCAAGCGAAAUCGCUGCUCAAGAGCCAGCGCAAUGGUUUGCUGGUCAUCACCACACUCUUUCUCUACUGGCUCUUGUUCAGGGUUACUCGCAUGCAAAUUCGGUUAGAGCACCUCCAGCAGCAGGCUGCUAAGACGAAGCGCGUGGAUUAGAUUUUCCAGAUGUGUCAGGAAUGCGAGGCCCGAGUCUGGUGUAAGGAAGGGGCAUUCACUUCCAACUUUCGGUUGCCGACGUUCAAAUGUUACUUCGACUUCUUCAUUCGGACCUGUCUGUUUGAUGCUCAUGUUCGGACAUUUGGGUGUUCGGACUUCAUCUUUUACCGCGGAUGAUGAAGACUAGCUUCGGCUGUCGAGGCUUGUUUUUAUGAGACGAUUUUCGAUUAUAAGGCGUUAUUAGACGUGGUGAGAUCCUUGGAAGAGGCUUCAUGUUUGCCGAUUGCCGGGAUCGAUCGGUGAAAGUGUUUUGCGUGUGACCUUUGCUCGGCCUCUCUUAGAUUCCUCACUGUUUAGGGUUGGAAACAUAAUUUCUGUUGCACCUGCUGCAGACUUGUAGCUGUCCAUGUUGUACAUACUUUGGCCUGCCGGCCUGUUGCUUGUAACUUUUGGUACCAAAGAUAAAA
Messenger RNA from Marchantia polymorpha subsp. ruderalis, 1074 nucleotides. The record is from the annotation of a GenBank genome assembly. Lineage: Eukaryota; Viridiplantae; Streptophyta; Marchantiopsida; Marchantiales; Marchantiaceae.